Drosophila albomicans is the source of this 2118-nucleotide messenger RNA. RefSeq lists its product as uncharacterized. Lineage: Eukaryota; Metazoa; Arthropoda; Insecta; Diptera; Drosophilidae. The record is from RefSeq and is a predicted model, not a curated record. Bases 94 to 1695 code for a protein of 533 amino acids. Gene Ontology annotation, biological process: axonemal dynein complex assembly; regulation of cilium movement; cilium-dependent cell motility. Gene Ontology annotation, cellular component: axoneme; axonemal dynein complex. The transcript is spliced from 3 exons.
CGCUGCUUUCAGAUUUCGAAUCGUAAUCAAAAACUUUUGUUCGACUUUAACAGACUGAUUUAAAUAAAUACAUUUUUAAAUACUUUGCACAAAAUGUCGUUGCCAGUGCCAGAAAUACGCAUUACGCGUAUAACGGACACCUACAUAGAGGAGGCCCUCGAUGAGAUGAACAAAGAUGACAAGCCGCCGAAACCCACAAAAGCAGAAAAGAAGGCAGCUCGUAAAGAGGCCAAGAGAUUAGCCAAGGAAGAAGAACAGAAAUUAAUAUUGCGCCAUGCCUUGAAAACGGAACUUGAGCUGGGCGAGCGAAUGGAGAUGCGUGGAAUGGACGAAUGGAAUGCCAUUGCCGAGCAGUUUAAGAUUAUCGAGCUGCGCCAGGAGAUUGUGCAAUGGGGGCAAAAAGCAUCCGACAUUAUUGAGCGAAAGAACGAUCACAUCAAGAUGCUGAUGGAUGACAUGCAGCAAACGCAAGAGCAGCAUUCACGAACCUAUUCCAGAACGAUCGAGAUAAUCGAUCACAUUGGAGAGUGUUAUCAUGCGAUGCUCGAGAGCAGCAAACGAAUGUAUGAACAACAGGCAGAGGAUCUGCUCAAAGAGUACUACGAUGAAGUGCAUUUUCGCACCGAGGAAGUUGAGGCGAUGAAACAGAAUAGCGAGAAUAUUAUACAUGCUUCCAAUCUGUUUACACGCGAUCAACUGAAACUCGACUAUCAAAUCUAUUUGGAGCAGCGCGAUCAUUAUGUGAACAAGGACAUUGAAGCACGCUUUCAGAUACGCGAUCAGGUGGUGAAGAAAAUGAUGACGAUGCAACGGCAACUCAAUGAUUUCGUCGACUCGCUGCACAGCACCGAACUUGAUGCACAUAAAUACGAUCGCAUCCGCUCGUUGACGGAGCGACAACAAGCUUUUGUGGAUGAAACCCGAAAGCUGGAUGCCGAGGAGAUGAAGUACAUAGGUCUGCAGAAUGAGACACAGCGUGAAAUGUUGCGCAUCGAGGCGGAGAAUAAUAAUACGAUCAAUGAUCUAAAGCUGGAGUAUGAGUACUUUGCCAAUGUGCGCAAGAAGAUCGAGGAACGCAUGCAUGUGGAUCGCAUUACAACGCAUGAGAAGCUGCGUAUUCUCAGCACCGAGUGCUACGAACUGACUAAGCGCUUUGAGAAGAUCGUCAAGAGUGGCGAACUUCUGCUCGCUUUAUCGAUCACAUGUCGCAAGCUACAAACUGAAUCGGAAAAAGUUAUUGUGGGCGGCGAAGUUAUAGAUCAAGUCGAUGUGGGUGAUCUCAAUGAGGAAUUCACACUCGAAUCCUUGGACAUCAAGAAGCAUGUCGAUAUUACCGAAGAUGAGCUCAUCGAGCUUAAUAAUAAAAUGAAAAAUUUUUGGCGUCAACAGGCCAUGGCUCAGGCCCAGAAUCUUCUGCUGCUCGAAGAGAAACGAAAACUCACCGAGGAGAAUCAACGCUACAUUGAUUUCAUCAAGUCUAUGUCGAAGACUGACAAUGCUGAGGAACUGCGCUCUGCCAUGGUGGUGAAUCCUUGCAUUCAACCCACCCCGUUCCUCUUCGAUACUCCGUGUCGCAACUUCAAGCUGCGCAUUAAGAAGGAAUCGAUUACAGCGGGCAAAGAUGGGCGACGCUUGGCUGCUAAUGUCAUCAAGGCGGUUGUCUAUGGCACCGAAAUAAGCACAAUAAGAAAAUAAUUGGAUACUUUGGGAGAAAUGAGAGAUGGCCAUAUGCAAGUGACAACUUAUUCAGGAUAUUUGAUUUGAAUUGAAUAUUCAUAAGGAAACAUUUCUACAUAUUCAAUUCUUCAUCUUGGAAGAAAUCUUUUUGAUUUGGGAAGAACACAGAUAAAUUGUUCGGUAAACUCUACUAAAUACUACAUAACAGAAUUACUCUUUAAUCUUCCCCAAGAUGGUAUUGCGACCACUCUACUUACAUACCAUAGAUAGUUAAAACUUGCGGUAAUAUUAGUCUAUUUUUUGGGAAAAAAUCUUGCUAUAUAAAUACAAAUUUCUCCCCAUUAAAUAAAAAAUACUUAUUCAGUAAAUAUCGCGGGUUCAAUAUAAAUAAUACUUUAAAUACUAUUCAACUUCGAAUCCUGCUAUCCAAAACACUUGGCA